AUGGCCCCCGAGGCCGAUUCCAAGCCCGACCCUCAGUCCGCUCCUCGAGCCCCCCAGGCCGAGCCUCACGACCUCAACUGCCUCACGAUCUCCGAACUCGAAGCCCUCGCCUACGAGCGUAUGGACAAGCAGACGCGGGACUAUUACAACGAAGGCGCCGACUGCGGGAGCACUCUCUCGGAGAACAUUCGCGCCUAUGAGAAAUACCGCAUUCGUCCGAGGGUCCUACGAGACAUAUCCCAGAUAGACACCACGGUCGAAGUAUUCGGACACAAAAACAGCUCCGCCUUCGGUGUAGCGCCGACGGCGAUGCAACGGCUGGCCCACUCCGACGGCGAAGUCGCGACGGCACGAGCGUGUCGCGCGCGCGGGAUCGUCAUGGGCCUCUCUUCCUUCGCGACCAGCACGCUCGAAGACGUCGCCGAAGCCUGCGGCGACAUACCACAUGUCCUUCAACUGUACCUGUUCGAAGAGCGCGAGCACUCCCUGAAACUCAUCGACCGCGCCAAAAGGGCAGGCUACAAAGCCGUGCUCCUGACGGUCGACACGCCAAUGCUCGGCCGGCGCAAUCUCGAGAUCCGGAACCAAUUCAAACUGCCCGCCCACCUCUCCAUCGCCAAUUUCGCAGAACAAGACGAAGACACCGACACAGCGGUGGGGAGAGAGCACAGUCGAACCACAACAGCCACAGACGAGAAGAAAACCCCAUCCUCGCGCCGGCCCAAAAUGCCCCGCCAACGCCGUCCCAGCACGGCGGGCUACCACGACGGCCAACGACGCAUCCCGCCAAGCGGGCCCAUCACAUUCCACACGCACGCAGCGAACCCUACUUUAUCAUGGGACGACACCAUCCCGUGGCUAAAAGACGUAUGCGGCCCCGAGAUGGAAGUCUGGGUCAAGGGCAUCGCAACAGCCGAAGACGCCGAACUUGCAGUCCAACACGGCUGCGACGGGAUCAUCGUCUCCAACCACGGAGGGCGCCAACUCAACGGCUCCCUCGCAACCCUCGACGCAUUGCCCGAAGUCGUAUCCGCGGUCCGCAAACGCGUUCCCGUCCACGUCGACGGCGGGAUUCGGCACGGCACCGACAUUUUCAAAGCCCUCGCACUGGGAGCGGACUUUUGCUGGGUCGGACGACCGAUAUUGUGGGGAUUGGCGUACAAGGGUCAGGAGGGGGUCGAGCUGUGUUUGAGAUUGCUGGCGGAUGAGUUUAGACUGUGUAUGGGAUUAGCGGGAGUGACGAGCGUCAAGGGCAUUUCGAGCGAGUAUCUCUGCAGGAUCGAUCGGGACGGGUUUGCGAGUCGGUUGUGA
This is a messenger RNA of Fonsecaea multimorphosa CBS 102226, 1311 nucleotides long. RefSeq lists its product as uncharacterized. The record is from RefSeq and is a predicted model, not a curated record. Gene Ontology annotation, molecular function: oxidoreductase activity; FMN binding. The transcript has a single exon. NCBI's taxonomy places the organism in Eukaryota, Fungi, Ascomycota, Eurotiomycetes, Chaetothyriales, Herpotrichiellaceae. Bases 1 to 1311 code for a protein of 436 amino acids.